AACUCGAGUUCGUUGCAAAAAACGCAAAUUUUCAACACUUCAACAAAUUUCGUAGAUUUCGUGAUAAAAAUAAAGAUAGAACAAGUGGUCCUGUUGUGUCUAGCAGCAUGUGAGCAAAAUUAUCAACUUAUCGCGAUCGAGCUUCUAAGUUUAGCGACUAAUUCCUGCGAAGAUAAACGGAUGCCACAAGCUGAAUUCAAUAGCCGUAGAUAAUCGUCAAGUGGUAACCGCAACCACGCGAAUCUAAAGCGCACCGUACAAACUCGGACUCUUGCGAACUUCUUGCGGAAAGUGUAUUAGUUCGUGGUAAAAGCGUCGAGAUUUAAAAAAAAUGGGCGAAACAGUCGCAGACGAUGGACCACAAAACGUUCUGGAUGCUUUCCACGAGAACGACAAGCAGCGAGUGCUCAAGUUAAUCGAUGCCCUGCAUGAUACUUCCGUCACGGCUGAUGAUUUCGAGCAUAAGUAUGAAGAGUAUGCCGAAAUACUCUCGAAAUAUCAAGAACAACCUCAUUUGUUGGACCGCAGUCUCGAGGAGGUGGUGAACAAAAUUUUGCCAUUCCUACAGGAUGCUCACCCGGACGUACAGCAUCGUGCCUCAAAGUAUUUGUAUCAGAUUUGCAAAGUGCGCACAUUUAAAGCGUUCGUGAAGAGCUUACCACACGAGGUUCGACACCUUCCAUCCGUGCUGAGUCUUGUCGAGCGACAGAAUCUGGAAGAUUGGCAGCACUGGGAAACGCGCUAUAUCGCGCUUCUGUGGUUAUCGCUUCUGGUCCUGAAUCCGUUCGAUCUCAGCCGCCUAGACACAUCCGAGCCGGUCGAUGGCAUGACAACGAUGCAGCGCCUAUACGAGGUUUGCAGAUCGAAUUGUCUUAAAGACGACAGCUGCACACCUGUUGCCGCCUUUCUUGUCGCGCGGUUCGUAAUACGCAACGAUGUGAAAAUGGUCUGUCUCGAUCCAUUUCUGGAUUGGGCCGUGGGAACCAAUGAGAACUAUCACGUGGAUGCGAAGAUUGGUCCUCUAGCAGCAAUCGCUAGCAUACUGAAGCAUGGAAAGAGGGAGGAUUUGCUACCCUACGUCGAACGGCUCGGCAACUGGGUACUUCAGCUCGAUUACUCUACUAUAGCGGCUAGUUUUAAAAUCUAUAAAAUAUGUAUAAAAAUUUGCCAGCGCAUUGGACUGGUGCUGCUGCCUCCCAAAAUAGCCAAAUGGCGUUAUCAACGAGGUGCCCGUUCACUACUGGCCAACGUACAGAAAACGGUCACACUGGCAUCGUUGCGAGAAGUACAGCAAACGGAAACACUUUCGGAGCGCGGCGAGGAAGAAGCUGACGAUUCUGAUGACGAAGAGGUGCCGGCUGUAAUAGAAGAAAUUAUCGAACGACUGUUACUGGGUUUAAAAGGCAACUCUACCAUUGUGCGUUGGUCUUCUGCCAAAGGAAUCGGCCGUAUUACUAACCGCCUGCCGAAGCUUCUCGGAGACGAAGUAGUAUCAUCCGUGAUAGAAUUGUUAAACCCACUGGAGCAGGAUGACGCAUGGCACGGUGCCUGCCUAGCGUUGGCAGAGUUGGCUAAACGGGGACUUCUCUUGCCCUCAAGAUUAACGGAGAUUGUGCCACUAUUACUACAAGCCCUAGUGUACGACGAAAUCCAAGGGUAUCGCAAUGUAGGUCAAAACAUUCGUGAUGCCGCUUGCUACAUGAGCUGGGCGUUUGCCCGAGCUUACCAUCCUUCCGUGUUGCAACCGUUCGUUGAACGGAUUGCUUCCGCGUUGCUCGUGACAACGGUUUUCGAUCGUGAAAUCAAUUGCCGGCGAGCAGCUUCUGCAGCCUUCCAGGAAAGUGUCGGCCGGCUUGGCAACUUCCCACACGGUAUCGAUAUUCUAACCACUGCCGACUUCUUCUCGGUUGCCGUUCGCAGCAAUGCAUUCCUGCAGAUCAGCGAAUCCAUUGCUCAGUUUGAUGAAUACAAAUACAUGCUUAUCGAUCAUCUCAUUGCCCGUAAAAUUAAUCAUUGGGAUACUAACAUCCGCGAGCUUACCGCUCUGGCACUGCGUAACUUAACGAAGCAUGCUCCAGAUUACAUGUGCGAUACGAUAGUGACCAAAUUGUUCGAGUUGGCCGAAUCGACCGAACUGAACACUCGACAUGGUGCUGUGCUAGCACUAGGGGAGGUGAUAAAUGCACUGCAACAGCUAACAACCAUCUCAACUGAGAAAAUGAAACAUUUCAACAACAUAACUGGAGAACUAGCUGGACAGUUGGUUGGAAAGUACCGACAGCGGGGCCAAUUCAAGGGAAUGAGUGGAGCAUACAUGAAACACGGUUGCGCAGCUUUCAUACGGAAUUGCAGCGAAGCUAAACUGCCAAUUACCAGCAAAGAGUAUCUAGAAUCCUGGCAACUACUGCUUGAUGAAAGUAUCGUUGAUGAAAAGUCAACGACACGAGAACAGGCAGCAUCGGCAUUCGCAGCAUUCUGUAGCACAUACUACCGGAACGAGCCGGUCGAGCAUUUAGAAGCCCUUAUAGAUAACUACCUUCGAGAGCUACGUUGUACGCAGAUCGAACAUAAAGCGCAGGGUGUCGUUUCAGCGCUUGGUGCACUUCCCCCUUUUAUGCUGCAGUUGCGUCUUAUCGAGAUCGUGCAGCUGAUCGACGUGAAAACGGUUGUGCCAGAAGUGUACGCUGUGGGCUACAAUCAUUCCGAGAUGCGACGGGAUUGCAUCCGGGCGCUAGUGCGCAUUGUAGAGACAGUUGGUUUCGAUUCGAAUCCCGAUGUGCUGUGCGGUCCGGUCUUCAACUGUUACCUACGGGCACUGGAAGAAUAUGCACUCGAUAAUCGGGGUGAUAUUGGAUCGUGGGUGCGCGAGGCCAGCAUUAACGCACUGUAUGCCUUUCUUACCACUUGUCCACCCGAAUUGCUGACAAAGGAUCACGUUCAACAGGCACUGGAAGCAAUCGCUAAGCAAGCCGUCGAGCGUAUAGACAAGAUACGUGCCGUUGCAGGAAAAGUGUUCACAGCCCUGAUACACCACGAACCGCCUCUUCCGCACGUGGAAGAACGAGAACGCUUGCAGCAACUGUUCCCGCAUGACACAACGGACAUUCUUUGGUUGUUCCCUCACCACACAUUCCCACUCUUCAUCGAAUUACUGGGUGUACCAUGUUAUGUAGGCAAGGUAUCGGCCGGACUGAUACUAAGCGUCGGUGCACCAACCGAAUCAUUGCACACGUGUGCUUCAAAAACAUUGAACGAUUACCUGAAAAACCAUCCAUCCUUCGUGCCCACGUUUGGCUCGCUUGUGCUGCAAAUAUUGACGGAGAAAACUCCCAAGGACCCGCUGUUUACCAUGUCCUCUUUCCAGUUUCUCUCUGAGUUGCUUAGUUCGUCAGCAAACGCCAAAAUUCUGCUGGCGGAAGAUGCACAGUUUGCCGAACCUAUUUUCAAUCUUCUCAACAGUCUGAUAACGCACACGAAAAAACACAUCGAUUCCAUUCCGGUAUAUUGUGCGCUAAUGCUCUCACCGAAACUGUGCAAACGCGUACUCAGCAAGCUCGUGGUGUAUCUUGGCAUGCUUUGUGUUAACAUUCGGCGCGAAACUGCAUUGAAGAUGUAUGAAACAUUGCUAGUGUACGGUGAUCAGACCUGCAUUCCGGAAGAGAAUCUGGACGAAGUACUAGUUUACUUGAGCGAGGAAAAAUGGGACGGGGAACUGGAAGAGGCCCGACAGCUCCGUAAUCAACUGUGUACGCUUAUGGGAAUUAAGGCACCCGUGAGUAAGCUGAAAAAGUAACCUGUUUUUCUCAUCAUAUUUACUCCCAGCAUCUUCUGUAACCGUCACUGCAGACCAGUCGAAAGCGUGCAUUUGCAAAACAAUAUUUUAGUUUGAACUACUCUUAUUUAAUCGUUUCGCCUUCUAAAUCCAUUUGAAAUAAUUGUGAUACUAAACAUCAAUAAACGCGUAACACUGAAAUUA
This is a messenger RNA of Anopheles darlingi, 3976 nucleotides long. It is a transcript of the gene TBCD, whose product is annotated as tubulin-specific chaperone D. Bases 332 to 3793 code for a protein of 1153 amino acids. Lineage: Eukaryota; Metazoa; Arthropoda; Insecta; Diptera; Culicidae. Gene Ontology annotation, molecular function: beta-tubulin binding; GTPase activator activity. The record is from RefSeq and is a predicted model, not a curated record. The transcript is spliced from 4 exons. Gene Ontology annotation, biological process: adherens junction assembly; post-chaperonin tubulin folding pathway; microtubule cytoskeleton organization. Gene Ontology annotation, cellular component: lateral plasma membrane.